GAGGUGGCGCGCAAAAGGCACCGCUAAAAACUGGGACCCCACGGCCCGUCUUAUCUGGAGAGAGAAGAAGAAGAAGAAGAAGAAAAAAAAAUAUUGUUAAAAAGGUACGGCUCCGCACCCAUCCAAGGCUCCAGCAGGAGAAAAAGUGCACACCUGCAACUAUUUCCCCCAGAGUGCUGCGGCCGGACAACUCACAGGAUGGAGUACGACCCAGAGAUUGGCCACAGGCCAGCUGGCCAUCAUGUUGACGAAAAAGAUCCCGUGGCCAAUGUUUCUGACGACACUUCUACGGAGCUGGCUACUGGACCAUCAAGCGGGCUGCUGUUCCGUCUUCGCAAGCUAGAGGCGCAUAUGGACAAGAAGCUUGGAAUCGAAUCUGAAGCCAUCAACCGCAAACUGGAGGAAGACAAAAAGCCAGUCCCAUGGAUCGAGGAACUGACAAUGGCCCUGCUCUGGGCUAGCGGGACUAUGAAUACGUCUUGCUUUGCGACUGGCUUCCUCGGCGCCCAGUUUGGCUUGAGCCUCAAACAGGCCAUUGUUGUUACAAUCUUUGCUUCGAUCCUUGGUGGCGCCAUCACCGGCUACUGUGCGACUUUUGGAGCCGCGACCGGAUUACGACAGAUCAGUGUGAGCCGAUACAGCUUUGGCUGGUGGCCAAACAAAGUCAUUGCGCUGCUCAACAGUAUCCAGCAGAUGGGCUGGGCGGCAGUGUCGUGUAUCACAGGGGGUCUGGCCUUGACUGCCGUGUCUGACGGCCAUGUCUCACUAAUCCUUGGUAUCGUCAUUCUGGCUGUCGUUGCUCUCGUCAUAUCAUUCAUUGGUUUGAAUGCUAUUCUGGUGUAUGAGAGAUAUGCCUGGAUCAUCUUUUUCGUUAUUUUCCUCAUCAUCUUCGGCGAAACUGGCAAAUAUGCGGACAACUCUUCGCCUCCGACUGCCACUGGAUCUACACUUACUGGUGCCGUCCUCAGCUUGUUGGCCAUUGUGUAUGGCUCAAGCGCUUCCUGGUGCACCAUGGUCAGCGACUAUUACGUUCACUAUCCGGCGAAUGUUAGCCGGCUCAAGGUCUUCCUCAUGACUACCUUUGGCAUUGCAAUUCCAACCUCUAUCGGUAUGGUUGCUGGCUGUGUUGUUGCCUCAGCUCUGGGCUCCAAGCCUGACUGGGCGGCUGCAUAUGAGGAAGGACUAGGCUAUCUGAUCCAAACUAUGCUCUAUCCGAGAGGAUUUGCCAAGUUCCUGCUUACCCUGCUCGUGCUCUCUGGCAUCAACACCAACGUUAUCAGCAUUUACAGUGCUGCUAUUUCGUUUCAGCAAUUAUCACGACCCUUUGCUCUCGUUCCGCGGUUUAUCUGGACCAUAUUCUGCUUUCUCUGCAUUCUGGCUUUAGCUCUUGGUGGCAGAGAGCAGCUGAAUGCUUACCUGCAGAACUUUUUGAGUCUUCUUGGAUAUUGGUGCACGAGCUAUGGUGUCAUCUUGUUUGAGGAGCACUUCAUCUUCCGAAAAGGCAACUUUGACAACUAUGACCUGGAAGGCUGGAAUGACCCUGCACGACUACCCGUGGGUAUUGGAGCCUCCAUUGCUUUUCUUCUUGGUGUAAUUUGCUGGUGCAUGGGUAUGGAUGAAACGUGGUUCGUUGGACCUCUCGCGAAACUCAUUGGCGAGUAUGGUGGUGAUGUUGCCAACGAGUUUACCUUUGUGGUAACAGCAAUUACCUACGUACCAGCGAGGUAUCUUGAGCUGAAGUAUAUCGGCCGGUAAAGUGGCUGAUGUGUAAAUACAAUGGCGGCUGCGCUUAUAUAUUCAACUCUUUUAUGACAUAACCCUCUUCUACCUUGGAGACAAAACCCCUUCAAGAGGUC
Molecule: messenger RNA, 1856 nt
Organism: Trichoderma asperellum CBS 433.97
Lineage: Eukaryota; Fungi; Ascomycota; Sordariomycetes; Hypocreales; Hypocreaceae
Biological process (GO): transmembrane transport
Cellular component (GO): fungal-type vacuole membrane; plasma membrane
Molecular function (GO): transmembrane transporter activity
Source: RefSeq, a predicted model, not a curated record